CUGAUCUGGCCAAAAGCCCAUUAUUGAGCUGAAUGCAGUGUGUGUACCUGGUGCUCUUAACAGGACAUAUUCCAACACAUGCUUCUCGUUUCCUUAUUUCAAAUUUCUCUGCUGUAUCUGAAAUAAUAAUUUUUUGUAUUAAAAAAAAAUGUGACUGUCUUCUGGGAAAAUGGCGGCUCCCGCCCACGCCCCAGAGUCCCCGCUGGCUGCGAAUCUGGCUGGGGCUGCCGAGGAAGCCGAGUUCCCACCGCCUCGCCAGCUGCAGCCCCAGCGCAAUGUCCUCGCUGCCCCGCGGCUUUGAGCCCCAAACUCCCGAGGACUUGGGGCCGCAGAGUUUGGCGGAGCUGCAGGAGAUGUUGAAGCGCCAGGAGAGACUUUUGCGCAACGAAAAAUUCAUUUGCAAAUUGCCCGACAAAGGUAAAAAGGUCUUAGGCUCUGUUGUCAAACUGAAAGCUGCCAUUACAGAAUGUGAAGAAGCUAGAGUAAAAAGUGAACUGUUUCAUCCUGUUAGUGUAGACUGUAAGCUAAGGCAAAAAGCAAUUGCAGUUAUUGAUGUGGACACGGAUAAGGGCCAGAAUUCUGACCAGAUACUUGAUACUUCAUCACUAGUUCCCAGCUGUUCCUCCAUAGAUACCAUCAAGUUAUGUAAAGCAAUUUCACAACAGGGACUUGUACAUCCUAUUCACAAAGGUGAUGAAGAGGCUCCAGACAUUGAGUACACAGUGAACAAGUGUCCAGCUUCCAGCAGCAGAACCAGUGUGCCUUCCUCAUCUGAAGCCAGUGAGCGUCUCCCUCAGCAUUGUGUUUCAAGUCAAGCAGAAGAUAGUUCUAGCAGCUCUGACCACCUGUUUAUUGAUAGGUCACAAAGGAUCACAGUUGCGGACCCAGAUGAGCACCACUCACAAGAAAAUACUGGUACUGAGAAUGAGAUAGGCUUUGGUAGUGGGACACAGAAGAAACCUCAUUACAUGGGAGUGCUAGAAAUUCGAGCCCAAAACCCUGUGCCCCCACCACAUAAAUUUAAAACAAACGCAUUACCUUCACAACAAAAGGAUUCAUUCAGUCACUGGCAGAGAGGAGGGCCCUCCGUUUCCUCAGUAGAAAGACAGCACAGGGACAAGAAGCAUCUUGAUGAUGUCACAGCAGCUCGGCUUAUGCUGCUUCACCGUCUGCCUUCACAGCUCCUCUCCAUAGAAGACUAUUUGGCACUUCAGAAACAGCAGAAACAGAAUUAUGAGGAGAUGCAAGNACAGCACCAUCUCUGCACUCGGAUGAAUCAGUGA
Molecule: messenger RNA, 1283 nt
Organism: Manis javanica (Malayan pangolin)
Lineage: Eukaryota; Metazoa; Chordata; Mammalia; Pholidota; Manidae
Source: RefSeq, a predicted model, not a curated record